GUGUGUAUGUGUUCUCAGUGUCACAGAGUGUUCGGUCGGGUCAUGGCGUCGGGUUCGGAGGCCGUUCACUACAUCCACCUGCAUAACUCCAGUCAGUCAGUGCUGGAGGCCCUGAGGUCUCAGCGGCGUAAAGGUCUGUUCUGUGACGUGACGGUGCGCAUCCACGACGCGUCUCUGCGGGCUCACGCCUGCGUUCUGGCAGCCGGCAGCCCCUUCUUCCAGGACAAGCUGCUGCUGGGUCACUCGGAGAUCUCGGUGCCGCCGCUGGUUCCCGCCGAGACGGUCAAGCAGCUGGUGGACUUCAUGUACAGCGGCUCGCUGGUGGUGCUCCACUCGCAGGCGCUCUGCAUCCUCACCGCCGCCUCCAUCCUGCAGAUCAAGACCGUGAUCGACGAGUGCACGCAGAUCAUCUCGCAGAGACGCGCUGCCGUGGCAGGAGCCGGGCCUCUAGGGAGCGCGCUGCCCAAACAGGAGGAGGGGAAAGAGCGGGAGAACGCGGCGCUGCAGGGCUUCACUUACGGCAUGAGCGGGGACUGCGGCUCAGACAUGGCAGCUGCGCUGGGAGGCGGAGCUCAGGGGGAGGGAGGCGGAGUCAGCUCACUAAUGGCCCUCAGCGAGGUCGGAGGUGGGGCCAUGUGUAGAGGGGAGGGGCUGGGUGUGGCCGGGGGCGGGGCCAUGCUGAAGCCCACCAGCUGCUCGCAGGAGAUCAACUACAUGCUGAACCCGGAGCGCGGUGUGAAUGUGGGCGCGCAGAACAUCGCCGCCAACGAGCGCGGUCACAUGGGGUCUCCCAGCGGCAUGGGCCUGGAGCUGGUGGAGCGAUUCAACGACGAUGACGAGAGAGACACGCAUGACACAGACCGAGACAGACAGACGGCACACACGCGCAAACAGAGACAGCCGCUGAGACUGCAGGUGCUGGCUGGAGAGCAGGUGGUGGUGAAGGAUGAGGAUGGUCUGUUCGAGAUGGACGAGAGAGCAAACGCAGCGCAUCAGCCCGCCUACGCACAGGGUGGGUUCUUCGAGGACUCUGCCGUGUUCUCGGGUGGCUUCUGGUCUCAGGCGGAUCCGCAGGCGUCUCUGGGCUCAAACCCUCGCGGCCGGGUCAGCAAACCCCUCUCUCCUCCACCGCCACCCUCCCAGAGCCUCAGCAGCCAGAUGCUGUUCCAGUUUCCUGCCAGCGAAUCACAGCAGCCAUCCUUCUUUGUGGGCGGACCCAUGGUGAUCGACAGCCUGGCUGAGUCGUGCCAGCAGGCUCCGCCCCCCGCUCCCCUAACCCCGGCCCCGCCCCCUUCCACCCCAGCAUGCCUCGCAGGGCCCAGCUUCACGCCGCAGGGCUCAGAGACGUCCUUCGACUGCAGCCACUGCGGAAAGUCACUGCGCUCCCGCAAGAACUACAGCAAGCACAUGUUCAUCCACUCCGGUCAGAAGCCGCAUCAGUGCAGCAUCUGCUGGCGCUCCUUCUCUCUGCGUGACUAUCUGCUGAAGCACAUGGUGGUGCACACGGGUGUGCGUGCGUUCCAGUGCUCCGUCUGCAGCAAGCGCUUCACGCAGAAGAGUUCUCUGAACGUUCACAUGCGCACACACCGUGUGGAGCGCACCUUCACCUGCAGCGUCUGCCACCGCGCCUUCACCCACCGCAUGCUGCUCGAGAGACACGCCCUGCAGCACCACACGCCCGCCAAACCACCCACCAAUCACAUGGAACAGGGCGGGGCCAGCGGACCCGCCUCCGCCUCCUAGAGACAGGGAUGACUGAAGAGAGGAGAAACAAUCAGAUUGAAUACCAGGAGCUUUAACACACACUCACAAAGACACACACACACACACACACACACACACACUCUC
Molecule: messenger RNA, 1848 nt
Organism: Sinocyclocheilus grahami
Lineage: Eukaryota; Metazoa; Chordata; Actinopteri; Cypriniformes; Cyprinidae
Product: zinc finger and BTB domain-containing protein 45-like
Exons: 5
Coding region: 7-1743 (578 amino acids)
Biological process (GO): regulation of transcription by RNA polymerase II
Molecular function (GO): protein binding; RNA polymerase II cis-regulatory region sequence-specific DNA binding; DNA-binding transcription factor activity, RNA polymerase II-specific
Source: RefSeq, a predicted model, not a curated record